Molecule: messenger RNA, 2898 nt
Organism: Aplysia californica (California sea hare)
Lineage: Eukaryota; Metazoa; Mollusca; Gastropoda; Aplysiida; Aplysiidae
Product: wnt inhibitory factor 1
Biological process (GO): anatomical structure development
Cellular component (GO): extracellular region; cell surface
Molecular function (GO): signaling receptor binding
Source: RefSeq, a predicted model, not a curated record
UGUUUCAGAUCACCAUUCCGUGCAAAGGCAAAGAAAGGGGCGUGGCCUCGCUCAUGUUGGGCCUGAAGAUCUACGACCCGUGGGGGCGGCCUCUCAAGGGCACGCCGCUACAGUUCCGGCUGAAGAAACAGUGCGUGGCUUUUGUGACCAGCUCACUGUGCAAACAAGGCUGCAGGAAUGGCGGCACGUGCAAUCCUCACGGGGUCUGUGAGUGUCCGCAGGGCUUCAAGGGACCCCUCUGUGAUAUAGCCCUGUGCUCACCAGCGUGUCAAAACAACGGCACGUGCAUCUCUCCCUCCACGUGCGCGUGCCCCGCAGGAUUCCAGGGACAGUUUUGUGAAAAAGGUACUGGCUCAUCUUUGUCCGACAGUCGGCCUGCUGCAUCUGUGUGUGGAAGAACAUGUCAGAACGGCGGCCAUUGCUUGGCAGAAGGGUUCUGUUGGUGCGCUGAUGGUUUCUUCGGGGACGCCUGCGAGUACAACAUCAAAGACGACACGGACAGACCCCGGCGGAGCAAGGCACCGGACAACAGCAAGGUCAAGGUCAAACCGGAGAAGAAGAAGAAGCGGAAAAGGAAAAGGAAAUCCAGCCUGGACAUCAAAGUGCGCAAGGCGGAGAAGCGUCUGCUCAAGAUAACCUACAGGCGUUCCCGGAAAUGGGACAUCCCCAAGGACGUGCGCAGAACACUCCGGCGCCUCAAGCGCAAGGCGGAAACGGAAGCGCUGAACCUGCAAGAACGUCGCUACCUCAUCAAGCUGUUGACUCGGGAGAGGAGACACCUCAACAGCAAGGACAAGACCAAAGUGAAGCGGUUUAAAAACUUGAUACGAAAGGUGAAGAGGCGGCAGAAGAAGCCGAGGAAGAGGAGGUUAUAUGUUCGCUGAGACCAAAAGUUGAUCCCCGGAACUUGGGACCUCAAUCUGUCUUCACAGUUCGUUGUGAAUGUUCCAAACUCUGGACUCCCCGGUACCGAGUGUGUCGUGUGUGUCUCUGCGUGGCGCGGACAGAGGCAAUACUUCAGACCCAUGGACAAAACUUCAGACACACGAACAAUACCUCAGACCCCCCGACACGUUUGGAUUUCUGCUUGUCUUCUGUUGGUCUGUGGUGAGACCAGACGUAGCCGUGUCUUUGUCACCAAUGAAUACGUAUCUCUGUACUGUGUAUUUAGAACACGAACUGACAAUAACUAUCAAAGAAAUCCAGUGGAGGAGUUGAGGAAAUCUAUUCUCUCUAAGUAGUUUGUCACACAUAGCGCUCUAUCAUCACGAUGUUCCACUUCUAAAGGAGAUCUGUGAGUGACGUAUUUGAUUUUGAGAGCGCACGAUGUUGGAAUUCAGGAAACAGAUUUUACACUAGUUCAGAUUUGAUUGUCUUUUUGAGCGGGUGCAACUGGCGAUGUCACCUAGAAAUUACGCUGGUGUGAACUGGAACAAAACGGAUGGAGAUGGCCGUCUAUGAAAUAUGAGGGUGCAGAAUUGUUGUCACAAGCGCCUGUUAAGCUCCAACCACCCAAUCACGUGACCACUCAUUAUGACUCUCGUCAAAAGCUUUUUCCUGUGGCGCUUUUCGAGGAAUGAGUCCUGAAGGGUCCAGGACGACUACAUGAAUCCACGCAGUGCUUGUUGACCUUUGCGGUGUCGCCCACGACUGGGUCGUGUUAUGGUGCGGGGAGAUUGGGGGGGGGGGGUAACCAGACAGGGACUUUUGGUGUGUACAGGUACAGCCCAGCUUGGAAAGACACGAUCAUAGUUGUUACCAAAAAUGUCAGACUCUUGAAAGGGGGAAAAGUGGAUGCUGGCUCUCUAAGAGGUUGACUUGCACUGAUUUCAUCUCUUCUAUAUAUAGCGUGUUCUUGUAUUUAUUUCCUGACGUCAUUUGAUAUUAUGCCCCGAGGUUUGUAUAGAUAGCGUUGUAGAAAGGAGUUGUACACUGUUCUGUGUUUCUAGAGUUGCAGGGAGCUUGUGCUACAGACCUCUCAGAGGGAGGGAGAAGAGCGCAUUAUGAGGUGAUAAGCCUUCCAAGGGGUCAUCGUUUGACCCCGGAAGUGUCAUUUACGAGGUUGUGUGCAAAGCGGGUCAACACGUUUCGUGUGUUCCGGCGUACGGGUCAUGUUGUAUACAGUUUAUCUACCUUAUUGGAUUGUCUUUCCUUGACACAAGGGGCCGUACGUAACUUUGUCUUUCCUUGACACAAGGGGCCGUACGUAGCUUUGUCUUUCCUUGACACAGGGGGGCGUACGUAGCUUGGGUCACAAGGGUGGGCUGGUGAGUUGUGAUUAGUUCCUGUGUUUGGAGAGUGAGUUGUCGCCCUUGAUUUCUGUGUAUAUUAUGAAUGUAUUAUAACAUUAUGAAUGUACAUGUAUUAUAUUAUGAAUGUAUUAUAACAUUAUGAAUGUAUUAUACAAUGAAUGUAUUAUAAUAUUGUGAAAUCCUGCACAAGGAAGCUAUUGAUAACGGUCUUCCCAGCUUCUGGGAGUCGGAAGUCGUGAAGUCCUACCGGUAGGGAGUCAGGCUUGUCGAUAGAAAAACAGUUGUGAUUUAAUGUCCCGGAUCAGUCGUGGAGGAUUUUGCAUAGUCAGGGAGGUGUCGCUGUCCUCUCAGCUGUGGGUGCAUAGUCAGGGAAGUGUCUCUGUCCUCUCAGCUGUGGGUGGAUAGUCAGGGAAGUGUCUCUGUCCUCUCAGCUGUGGGUGGAUAGUCAGGGAAGUGUCGCUGUCCUCUCAGCUGUGGGUGGAUAGUCAGGGAAGUGUCGCUGUCCUCUCAGCUGUGGGUGGGUACUUGGUGAUCGGCAGAGAUGAAUUAAUGAUAAUGAGAAGAAGAAGAAGAAAAAGAGGAAGAUGAAGAAGAAGAAGAAGAAGAAGAAGAAGAAGAAGAAGAAGAAGAAGAAGAAGAAAAAGAA